Molecule: messenger RNA, 6691 nt
Organism: Sciurus carolinensis (gray squirrel)
Lineage: Eukaryota; Metazoa; Chordata; Mammalia; Rodentia; Sciuridae
Gene: Toe1
Product: target of EGR1, exonuclease
Exons: 8
Coding region: 183-1715 (510 amino acids)
Biological process (GO): snRNA 3'-end processing
Cellular component (GO): cytoplasm; Cajal body
Molecular function (GO): 3'-5'-RNA exonuclease activity; metal ion binding; snRNA binding
Source: RefSeq, a predicted model, not a curated record
CGGGCCGGGCCCACUUCCCCGCUCAGGGCCCGGGAGGUCUGAACGGAAGUCCAACCCAACUGCGACCCCGAGCGCGACACCCCGCCCCAUUCACGGCCGCCCGGGUAGCGCCUGGAGACUAAACGGAAGUCCUCCGUACCCGGAGACAACUCAAGCGAGGGACGCGCGGCACGCGCGGCGUCAUGGCUGCCGGCAGUGACGAUGGCGCAGCUUCAGCUCCGGCGGCCUCAGACGGUGGUAUCAACAAAUGCACAAAAUCUGGGGAUGAUUUAGUAAUCCACGUUCCUGUAGUGGAUGUGCAAAGUGACAACUUCAAGGAGAUGUGGCCAUCCCUCUUGUUGGCCAUAAAGACAGCUAGCUUUGUGGCAGUGGACACGGAACUGAGUGGGCUUGGAGACAGAAAGAGUUUGCUGAACCAGUGCAUUGAGGAACGUUACAAGGCUGUGUGUCAUGCUGCUAGGACCCGUUCUAUCCUCUCCUUGGGCCUUGCCUGCUUCAAGCAGCAGCCUGACAAGGGUGAACACUUCUACCUGGUCCAGGUAUUCAAUCUUACCCUGCUGUGCAUGGAGGAGUAUGUUAUAGAACCAAAGUCUGUGCAGUUCCUGGUGCAGCAUGGCUUCAACUUCAAUCGGCAGUAUGCCCAGGGCAUACCCUACCAUAAGGGCAAUGACAAGGGUGAUGAGAGCCAGAGCCAGUCAGUGCGGACACUGUUCCUGGAGCUAAUCCGGGCCCGUCGGCCCCUUGUGCUGCAUAAUGGCCUUAUAGACUUGGUGUUCCUGUACCAGAACUUCUAUGCACACCUGCCUGAGAGCCUGGGAACCUUCACUGCUGACCUGUGUGAGAUGUUCCCAGCAGGCAUUUAUGAUACCAAAUAUGCUGCUGAGUUUCAUGCCCGCUUCACAGCCUCCUACUUAGAAUAUGCAUUCCGGAAAUGUGAGCGGGAAAAUGGGAAGCAGCGGGCAGCUGGCAACCCACACCUUGCCCUGGAGUUCUGCAACUAUCCUUCAAGCAUGAGGGCCCAUAUUGACUACCGCUGCUGCAUGACUCCUACAACUCACCGUCCUCAUCCCACCAGUAUCUGUGACAACUUCUCGGCCUAUGGCUGGUGCCCCGUGGGACCACAGUGUCCUCGGUCCCAUGAUAUUGACCUUAUCAUUGACACGGAUGAAGCUGUGGUAGAGGACAAGCGGCGGCGGCGACGUCGUAGGGAAAAACGUAGGAGGGCUUUGUUGAGCCUGCCUGGGACACAGACUUCUGGGGAAGCUGAGGAUGGUCCUCCCACAAAGCAGGUCCAUGGGGACAGUCUCAAGGCUGAGGAAAUUGAGCAAAAAGUGUCUGAGGAUGAUACAAAGGAGCAGCCUGCCUCUGAUCAAGAUCACAAAAACGACCUGGAGAAGGAGCUUAAAGCAACAAGGUAUGAAACAAAUGACAUGGCUACCUCAGAAGUGCCAGAGUGCCAAGCCAGUCCUAACCCAGUGCCUGGGGAUGGACUGCACCGAGCUGGUUUUGAUGCCUUUAUGACAGGUUAUGUGAUGGCCUAUGUGGGAGUGAUCCAGGGACCCCAGCCCUGCAACUCUGAACCCUGGCUACCUGAAUGUCACAACAAAGUAUAUCUUAGUGGCAAAGCUGUCCCCCUCACAGUGGCCAAGAGCCAGUUCUCGCGUUCCUCCAAAGCCCACAAUCAGAAGAUGAAGCUGGCUUGGGGCAGCAGCUGACCCAACUUAUAUAUGAUAUUCAGCCCAGGAAGAAAGGCUGAGAGUAGAACAGAGUUGUUUGUGUCUGUAGCCUGUGAAUGUCACUCAACUACAAAGAGUUAAGGUGGGAGAACCAGAUACUGCUGCACUGCCCCCCCGGACCUUUUCCUUUACCCCAAAGGCUGAGGUAUGAGGGUACAAGUAAGAAGGCUGACCAGCAUCUGCAACACCAACUUUAUUUUUAAAUCUGAAAGUGUCUUGGGAAAGUUUUACAAAAAAAUCAACAAACGAGUUAUGAAAAUAUUUGACCAACUUCAUUCUUUGGUUAUUUCUUAUUGCGGCUCUGUAAGGACAGACUGUUCCCGAAGCUCCAGCUAUAGCAGGAAGGGGAAAAAAAAUCAGUCCAAGUAUAAACCAUUUAACCAACUGGGUGUUUAUCACCUGUUGAUAACAUAGAGCAGGCCCUAGGGCCUACAAAACCAGCCCCACUCCCAACCACAGGGUUGAAAGUCUUAAUGAGGCAGAACAUUAAGACUCCUUUAUAAAUAUGAAAAUAGAUUAAUCAACUGGAAUAGUUCUUUGAAUGGAUUAGCUAAGAGCCAUGACCACCACACUGCCUUGCCCUUCCCUUGCAUAGAAAUGUAGUGAUGUGGUCUGACCAUGCAGUAAGUGCAAACAGCAAUUAUUCAAGUGUCUUAAGACAUACUGGCAAGAAGCACUCCAGUUCUCAGCCCUUUAUGACCUCCUGAUCAGCUCCAAGUUCCAUCUGGUAGCUUAUAUGCCCCAAAAAAGGGCAACAGAGUCUUGGGAUGGGAGAAGAACCAGGGUAAUACCACUGCCAGUUCAAUCUAGAACUAGGAGUUCUCUGGUCCUGUCUUGGGAAGUAUACUUGAGUCAGGUAGGAACUAGAGCUUCUUGCUGGAUUUCAGAAGCUUAGUAUCAGCAGUUGGUCCUAACUAGGAAGGCCUCUCAACUGCAGCCUUCCCUCUCAUGCAGCCAUUGGGUAUUGGGAACCCAAAAGUUGAACCUGGCUUGACCUAGCCUUUGUGCUCUUAGGGCUCCAGGGAAUGGUCAAGGGUGUGCACCAAGGGGUCCCUAUGGCUUCAGCUGAAGGUCCAUCCCCAAGGUGAGGCAGGGACUAACCCCCCCUCACCCAUCCUGUUCUCCCUGGAUUUGCAGGCCUAUGCCUGAGACAGAGCAGGGGACUGCAGCCAAGUUUCUUGGCCUGCCUUCUUCUACCUCCAUUUCUUCAGAGGCACUUCUGCAACAUGGGCUUGUCUCCUGGGGCUUGGGCCCAAAACCGUUUUCUUCCUGGGGAUUAGAGCAGUCCAUGGCCUCAUGGGCUGGAGCAGCUGCCCGGAAUGGUGGGAUCUCUCUUACCCUGUACUUGAGACUACUGAGUCGUGGUGGGGGCCCAUCAGAUAGUGAUUCUUCAUGGCACAUAAAUGGGCAGGCCUCCUGACGCAAGAAUUCUGGUGAACCAGGCAAAGAACGCCAACGGCGAGCAGGUGGGGCCAAGGGCUCCUGCCAGUCAGCCAGGGGUGUAGUUCUAGGCCCUGGUGCAUCUAGGUCAAAUACCAGGGAGAUGACAGACUUGCUGGGUAGGUCAAAGAGCUUGAUCUUCCCACCCUUGAGGUCCUGACGAGCACUGAAAGGGUUGACUUUGGGGGUGCGGGUAGCACCAUCUCUUGGUGGCUGGUAGUAUGGGUCCAAGACACUCACGGUACGUGGAGGUUUACGAGAAAAGAUGUCUGACUGACUUCGAGACAGCCAGAUAGUACGUCUUGGACGUGGUGACUUGUGGGGGAUCUUGUCAUCGAGUGAGCUCAGCCGCUUCCCCGCAGGUACUUUCUCUAAGAGUCCUAAAGAACAGUGAGUCAAAUCUGGGUUCUCAGUAGUCAUAAUCAAUAGAAGUACCUACCACUUCAUCACAGUGUUUUCACUCAGGAAAGCAAAGUAGGACCUGUUGUCCCAUUUUAUCAAUUAGGAAACACUCAGAAGAAUUCAGUAUUGUCAAGUCACAACUCUUAAAGAGUCCAUAACUUUUUUCCCCAUAAUCUCCUACCCUCUUCCUUCUAGACCUAAGUUCUUGCCAUCACAACCCUGGAAGGGAAGAUCCCAUAGACUAAUUUUCUCUGUUGGGAUCAAGUUGAGUUGUCUGAUCUAAUCUGCUCUCUUACCCUUUGCUGUGGGCUGCAGUUUCUUGUCCCUCUCCAGCUCUUCUUCCUGUAGGCGGUUCAUAAUUUCCUCCAAGGUCUUCUCAAUCUCCACAAAGGAUGGACGCAGUUUGGGGUCCAUCUGUAGGCAUCCACGCAAGCCAUGAGUACUGCCCUCCUCCCACCCCACGAGUGGAAUUUGAGUAUAUUUCUAGCAUCUUUUAAGAGUCAGAUGUGCAGCUUUGAGGUUUUCCUGAGGCCCUAGGCCAUGAGAGUGAUUGCCAGGGAUAAGGCAGGGAAGAUGGCUACUAUCUUAUUAUCCUUUACUAUCUUAGUUCUUUUUGUGUGUGUAUUUUGUCCCCUUGCUAAGAACACUACCCUCUAAAAGUGUAUACUCACAUUGGGUUCUUCUGUUUUUCCUUGAGUUCUGAUACUGAUGUGUCUUGGGGAAUUACCUGAACAAAGCUUAGCUACUCUUUGGUCCUAACAGAUCUAGCCCAGCCCAGAGCUGAAAAAAAGGAAGGCCAACAAGCACUUUCCCCAUGUGCCUCAGAACAGGCAUAACCCCACAGUCCCAACAAUAAAACCUAUCCAAAGUUCUGUCAAUACCCAAAUACAAGAAGUGGUAGGUCUGUCCUGCAAGCUGAGGAUUAUUGGGUAAUACAAAGCUGUUUUUUCUUCCCUUGGUCCAAGGUUCUAGAGAGCCUGGCCAAGCCCAGAAGAGGAAGUGUGGUUUGUGUUACACACCAGUGAAACUGUAUCCCCUCAUGAGGCUAAUCAGCUGCCUCUCCCUAUGGUCUUAACCAGGUGAAAAGGAUUCAGCCAGCCCCUGACCAAAGUCACAGGGAGAAGGACACUCACAUUACAGCAGUUGAAGGUGAGCUGCAGAAAGUCUGGGGGACAGUCUCCCACCAUGUGUUGGAAAGCGUCAUAGUCCAGCCCGAAAUUCUGUGGAUGAGUAUGGUGGGGAGGGUACAGGGACAUGGGUAGACAGGUCAUUAAUCCCCCUACCCAUUCUGGCCUGCUCAGAAGAGGAGGCUGGGAGCUGCCUCUCAGAAGUAGCCACAGAAUGAAUACCAGCAACUCCACCCCAAGGACAAAAUAGUUCUAUAAGCUCAAACCAGCCCCAUCCCAGUAGCACUGGGCCCCAAGCCUGCAGCUCACCUCUGUGCGGGGAAGAUAGUCUGGAUCGGCCUGGAUGCGGGCGAUGAUUUCACAGAGGAUGAUACCAUAAGAGAACACGUCUGCCUGGUGGGUAGUCAGACCUCAGUUGCUCUCUCAAUGACAAGAGGAUUGGGGCAUCUUCCCCCAUGUCUUAAUGGCCCAGACCUAGGACUUAUAGCCCAUAUUUCAUCUAUGUAAUUCACUGAGAACUGUCAGGUGCCAUCCCCACUCUGGGCAGAAAAAAAUGUAGAUCUUCACCCUGAACAUAAAGGUGGACCCUGAGCACCUUCUUCUAAGAGUGGAUUCUAAAAAGAACUGGGUCUCCAGAUCCUCCAGACUUACCUUCUCAUUAUAGGGCUCAUCUCGGAGAACCUCAGGUGCCAUCCAGAAGGGUGAGCCCACCACAGCCAGCUUCUCACUCCCUAUGCUGUGGGGUGAGAUUAUAAGGAAAAUGAGUUCACCGCUGCCUGGCACACUGGGGAGUUUUUGAAUGUUGGAAAUUCCUCUCUCCCAUGGACGGUACAGAGUAGGACUGAUUGAAUUCAGGGAGUAACACCAAACUGUUGUGAUCGAGUCCUAGCCUCUGGGAGGAAGCUGGACUUUCCCUUAGCUUUAACCCUCUCUGCAGCCCUAGCAUCCAUUAGGACUACUCACCUGGCAUCAGGGAUCUUCUCAGCUAGGCCAAAGUCAGCCACCACUGCAGAAUAACCGUUCUCAUCUCUCUUUAUCAGGCAGUUCUAGAGGUCCCAAAGAAGAGAAGAUUGCUCACAAGUAGGAAUCAGUGAAUAGUUACCGCCAAUACCUCCCUACUAUAGGCCAUCUUGUCCUCUGCUUCUUGGGUGAACGACAUUCUUAGACAGACUUCGGUGGUCAGAAAUGGAGGCUUUAAGACAGCCAUAUGAAAUGAGUUAGUCCUGGAACUUGAGUGACUACCCUAGGUGUCACUUCAGGCUCCAAACACAAAUAUUUACCCUUGACUUUUAUGUUCUUGGCAUAGUCUUAAGUGCCAGAGAUACCUCAAUAAACAAAAAGGAAACUUUAGUCCUCUUGAUGCUUAUAGUCUAGUGUAGGACAAACUAUCAGGCCCUUGGCCUCCUGGUCCCUGCCUUAACUUGCCAAGUAAGUUAAGUCUAGGACAAGUACUCAUGCCUACAUUAACUUUCACUGCCCACCAGACUACAAGCAACCUCAUUCCUGGCAUGAAAAGUCUCAUCUGGCUGGGAGUGUAGCUUAGUGGCAUUGUGUAUGCUUAGCAUGUGUGAGGCCCUCAGUUUGAACUCCAGUAUUACAAAAAAGACCUGGCUCCUCUAACUGGCCUACCUACCUCUACCUGCCACCUCUCUGCUCCUGGUACUCCUAUGCAUCCCCGAUCCUAUUUGUAAUAAAUAAGCUUGACUUCAAAAUUGAACAAACUGCCAGAUGUGGUGGCACACGCCUGCAAUCCCAGUGGCUCAGGAGGCUGAGGCAGGAGGAUUGCGAGUUCAAAGCAAGCCUCAGAAAAAGCGAGGCACUAAGCAACUCAGUGAGACCCUGUCUCUAAAUAAAAUACAAAAUGGGACUGGGGAUGUAGUUCAGUAGUCAAGUGCCCCUGAGUUAAAUCCCUGGUACCAAAAAAAAAAAAAAAGAUUGAACAAGUCCUCUAAAACUUUACCUUUGCUUAUACCAUUCCCUUCCAUU